Marchantia polymorpha subsp. ruderalis is the source of this 1130-nucleotide messenger RNA. NCBI's taxonomy places the organism in Eukaryota, Viridiplantae, Streptophyta, Marchantiopsida, Marchantiales, Marchantiaceae. The record is from the annotation of a GenBank genome assembly.
ACCGGUUGAUAUUUCAGCUAGAGCUGUGCCAGCGAUCUGAGUUGCACCUUUGUUGGGAUAGGAAGCAAUGUACUUUUUAAUGAUGGAUUUCAGUCUUUCUGGACUCUUACAAAAUUUUGUGGAAAUGGCAGGAGGUCUUAAAGCGUGGGGAUCCUCACAAUCUGGUCUUCGUCAUCAGUCAAGAACAUGGAUGCUCGUACAUGGAAGCAGCAAUUCACGCCAUGGAAAUGAUCAACAACAGGAUCAAUGACCUAGAGACAGCGGCGGCCUACUUGCAGGUGGAAGCUCCCUACUCGAGUCAGAACGCAGUGGCAGAGUACACGAGAGUAUGCAGACAGUGGGUCACGGGCUCUCAGCAGCGAGAGAAAGUCUCUCGCUGCUGUUACAGUGUACAAAGAAGAGGCCCGAUGAAGAGGCAUUUCUGCACUUCUAUCUGUGAGGUGCAUAAGUGGAUGAGAGGACUCGCGUUGUUGUAUGCAAUAUGGGUAUGCGGAUCACGGCGAUUCAUUGAGAAAGGCAAGGAGUGGAGCUGCCCAAUUGAUGUGGAUUCAUUGUCGGAUGUUACCAACAGCGACGAUGAGGUGGACAUAAUUGAGAAUCAAAUUUAUAGGGUCCAACCUAAUGUGCGGCCAUCUACUCAGGGAUCUCGUUCCCGACCGUCAGACUCGAAGCUGACACUCUUCAUCAGAUCCUCGACGGAGCUCCGAUUCUCUCGUAUAAGCCUCAAUAUGUUUGCUACUCCGAAGAGCCUGUACGCGUUGGCAAACCACCUGGGCUGGUCCGGAGAGAACCAUGGCGCCAGCAAGCAGUCCACAGUGCAUUUCCGACUCUGGAACUUGCAAGCAGGGUGCGCUUCGUUCGGAGGGAAGCCCAUGCUCGAUGAAAGCACAACCAGGGAGCAAUCCCGCAUAGCCCUAUACAAAGGGUGCGGAACGACAUCAAAUAACUUCAUCAUGACAUUUAUAUUUUCGGUGAUAUCUAAUUGGAGAUCGCUGUGCUAUACCUACUACGCUACUCGCAUCGACACAUUAUCGUUAGCGUAUCACAUCAAAAGCGCAGGUGAAAUCGUCACUUUUGGCUCGCCGACAAUAAGCAACAACCGCGAGACAAAUAAGCAGCGGUUUCGCUGA